GUCGGGGAAGCGAGCCGACGUUCAGCCUUUUUCUCUCGCGAGGAAGGACGCCGUUAUCGGAAUCCCUACAAACAACACGAGAAUUCAUCAUUCACACGGCCCUGUCCAGAAACACCCCCUACACUCUGAACACUUCUGGAGAUUUGAGAGGGUUGAACAGGUCUGAGUGAUGUCGGACCAAGAUUUGGCAGAGAUGGUACAGAUAGCAGUGGAGGACUUGGGCCAAGGCGACCAGACUGAUGUUUUGGACAAUCAGGAAGAUUGUGAUGACAAGCCUGACAGGAAAAGGCCAAGGGUGGACAACAGCUCCCAGGACGCAUCUCUAAAGACCUUGUUGUACUCCAUUAGCCAGACGAUCUGCCAGCGUCUGGACAACAUGGAGGCCAAGCUGCAGGUGGUGGAGGCGACGUGCCGGGCCCUGGAGAGGAAGCUGGAUGCUGUGGUCAACAAGAACCAGGCGCCCAUCCAGGUCCCCAUGGUGGCCGGCUCCCCUCUGGGUGCCACCCAGACCUGGAAUAAAGUGCGUUGUGUUGUUCCACAGACCAAUGUGAUAGUGAGCCAAGACCGACCGAAGGGCCAGGAUGAGCCAGUAACUCGAGGGGCAGAUUCCCUGGAGAACCUCCUCAGCAACACGGUGGGCGGGCGGAGGCAGAACACGUUCCUGGUGAAGGUGCCGGCACCGGAGGACAGCCAGGAGGACCAGGAGAGCGGCUCAGAGGCCAGUGACUCUGUGUCCAACAGCGGCCAGACCAACAACGCCCAGAGCACCCAGAACGUCACCCUCAUCACCCUCAACUCAGAGGAUGACUACCCAGCAGGUACGUGGCUUGGCGACGAGAACAAUGCAGAGAUGCGCGUGCGCUGCCCGGUGUCGCCGGGCGACAUGCUCCACAUCAGCACCAACUGCCGCACGGCAGAGAAGAUGGCACUGACACUGCUGGACUACCUAUUCCACCGCGAGGUGCAGGCUAUCUCCAACCUUUCGGGCCAGGGCAAGCACGGCAAGAAGCAGCUGGACCCACUCAUGAUCUACGGCGUGCGCUGUCACCUGUUCUAUAAGUUUGGCAUCACUGAGUCAGAUUGGUACCGUAUCAAGCAGAGCAUCGACUCCAAGUGUCGCACUGCGUGGAGACGCAAGCAGCGUGGCCAGAGUCUGGCGGUCAAGAGCUUCUCCAGACGUAGCGCCAACGCACCGGGAAGCUCAGAGGGUGGCGCUGUGGUGGAGGCAGCCCAGCAGACUCUACACUACACCCUGGCCAACCAGGCUGUCCAGCAGGUCCAGAUCCACCGCAUAGGAGAGGACGGACAGGUGCAAGUGAUCCCUCAGGGACAUCUCCACAUUGCCCAGGUGCCACAGGGGGAAGAGGUGCAGAUCACACAGGACAGUGAGGGGAACCUUCAGAUUCACCAGGUGCAUGUUGGGCAGGAUGGACAGGUGCUGCGUGGGGCCCAGCUGAUAGCGGUGGCGUCAGCUGACGGGGGGGCCACAGCAGUGGAGGGCUCCCCCCUACAGGCCAGUGACAUACAGGUGCAGUAUGUCCAACUGGCCCAAGUCAACGACCACACCGCUACUGUACAGGCGGCAGAGCUGGCCCCAGCAAUGCAGGGUGAGAUGGAGGUGAAGGAGGGAUCUCUACAUCUGCCAGCGGGGGAGAACGGGGAGGUGGUGCAGAUCGUCACCUCUGUGGGGACAUAAGGGACAGAGGGGCCUCGAGACAGAGAGAGAGAUGGCCAGCACCCUUCGACAGAGUUACAGAGGUGUAGGUGGAAGGGAUGGAGAAGUGGGGGUGGUCCAUAGACAGACCCUUAAAUAUACAAUUAAAUAAAUAAGAGAAAGUUAGAAAAUGUCAAAAGAACAACAGAAGAGAUCAAGAGAAGUGGUUUUGUUAUUUUCUAUUGACUUGGUCCAGCAACCACUCGUUCAUUGUCAACCAACAGUAUGGAAAUGUCCAUAGAGCACACAGGCUUUCAUAGCUUCUAUCAAGAACUAGUUAACUCACAUUGUCAUCAUCAGAAGAGGACCAGAAGGCCUGGGCACAGUGCAAGGGAUUAAACCCUACCCAUAAAGGAUGCUGCUCAGGCAGACCAUCACUAUCUACACCUCAGCAUCAGCGUGAAAUGUUUACAUUAACUCUGGAAAAGCAUGGAGCUAUUAGAAGUUAAGCCACUUGGCUCAAUAUCCCUCUCUUGAGGGGUUACAGUAGGCUAGGCUAACCCCCUGGACCCGUACUUCACACAACCAAUACUGUACUGUUCUCCUCUCUAGCAUCCUGCAAUCGUGUCAUGCUGGACUGCUGUGGAAAGUAAUAGAAGCCUAACGGUACUUACUAAUGGUUGCUUUUUCUUUCUCUCUGUUUGUACAUCAUUUCUGGGAUGGACCCUUACUUUCUUCGCCAUUUUUUCCUAGCUUUUUCUUCAUAUUGGUUAACCCACAUAGUUUUGUUUGUUUGUUCCAUGUACAUAAUUGUACCACGUCUAAAUGUUUGCGGAGCUUUGGUUGGAAGUAGAUAACCACGAAAUAGCAAAGAUGAUGUUCAUGAUAAUACAUGACAAUGAGUUACAUGUAGGGUAGCCAGAAUUUUUGUUUUUCCUGCUGUAUUUCUGUGAAGGAUACAUUCGUGUGAAUAAAAUGUUUUGUGGUUGCCACAAAUGUGUGUUUUGCUCUUGCAUUUCAAUGGUAUUUUCAUCUCCUCUCCAUAGACAGUGGUCGACAAACUCCAAAAUAUGCUCCAAAAUGUUCAAGAUGUUGACUUUGACAUGUAUUUUUGAAUCCUCUAGUACAGAAAUAUCCUUCUGUGGAGAUGUUGAGAGAGUAAGGGGUAACAUGUUAUUACAUUAGCUUCACAUGAAAAUGUGUUUUUAGAACACUUCACAUGUGAUCACGUGAAAUUCAUGUGUUUUUUUUCGUAAGAGUGUUAUGUAACGUACUUGGGUGUUUGGGUCUAUGGUGUGUGAUGGUAUGCUAUUGCUGUGCUAUUUUAGAGCUAGUCUGUGUUAUGCCAUUUCAAUUUGCGAUUGAGUUCGAUAAUGUUGUGCAAUACUGUUUUAACAGUGUUCAAUGUGCUCAAAAGGCCUAUCCUCUCUAAGAGGGAAGACGAACCAUCACAAAUGACGGCUGUCUGCAAGCGAGUAGCCGUCCUAUCGCCUCUGACCACAGAACAUCAGCCAUUAUUUUCUAUGAAUUACCUAACAAUUCUACAUUUUGAAUGGCCACUGUUUUACCGAACAUAUGGGAGCAUUUAUAACUAAGAGCUCUUGAUGAAUUGCUCUAGCUGUGAUCUACUGCACAUGGCUGAUGCUGGUGUUGAUCUGUCUACCAUCUAGUGCAAUGCAGGUAAACAAACAGUAUCUAUGUGUUGUAACGCUACAAAGAACCAUGAUACACUGAUAAAGAUUGCUAGCGUUAGACAUGCUCAGGGUGGAAUAUACCUGGGGCGGCAGGUAGCCUAGUGGUAGAGCGUCGGGACAGUUAGCAAAAGGUCGCUGGUUCGAAUUCCCGAGCCAACUAGGUGAAAAAUCUGUUGUGCCCUUAAUUGCUCCUGUAUGUCUCUCUGGAUAAGAGUGCACUAAAUUACUCAAAUGUACACAUUCAGUGGAGUAACAUUACUGGAUAGCUUGUGUUAUCUGAUGUAAAUUUCUACACUUUGUCAGCUCAAAUAGAUUAAUUCUACUGAUAAUGUAUUCACUAAUUUCCUACCUUCAAAGCAUUCACUUUCUCUGAGUGUGCAUGCAUACAACAUUUAUGUGUAAGGAACAAUUCUGUUCCAGUGAUGAAUAUCUAAGAGGAGAUAAAUGGAGCUCUUCGGAAAACAUUUUUGUGCUUCAGGGAGAUUUCCCACGCACAGUGUGAUGUAAUGGUGUAUUUUGGAGCGACAGCAAGAACCAGUCGUACUCGGAGAGCAGAACUUGAUAAAAACAUCUCUCCACUGUU
Molecule: messenger RNA, 3931 nt
Organism: Salvelinus fontinalis (brook trout)
Lineage: Eukaryota; Metazoa; Chordata; Actinopteri; Salmoniformes; Salmonidae
Gene: banp
Product: BTG3 associated nuclear protein
Exons: 14
Coding region: 170-1696 (508 amino acids)
Biological process (GO): protein localization to nucleus; negative regulation of protein catabolic process
Molecular function (GO): DNA binding
Source: RefSeq, a predicted model, not a curated record